This is a messenger RNA of Dufourea novaeangliae, 838 nucleotides long. Its product is annotated as 2-aminoethanethiol dioxygenase. Gene Ontology annotation, cellular component: mitochondrion. The transcript is spliced from 3 exons. NCBI's taxonomy places the organism in Eukaryota, Metazoa, Arthropoda, Insecta, Hymenoptera, Halictidae. Gene Ontology annotation, molecular function: oxidoreductase activity, acting on single donors with incorporation of molecular oxygen, incorporation of two atoms of oxygen. The record is from RefSeq and is a predicted model, not a curated record. The coding region runs from base 139 to 831 and encodes 230 amino acids.
UUAACCUCUAAGUAAAAAACCAACGAUUUUCACAAUAUUUGUUCAAUGAAGUUAUCGGAGAGAAUAUAACGUGAAUUGGAUUUGUGUAUAAUAUCUUAACGGUGAAUUCACAAAGAUAGGGGUAUAAGUUCUGCAAAUAUGACGUCUGCAAUUGAAAUUUUAUGGAAACAAGCACUAAAAACAUUUGACGGACGAAGAAAUGUUGGAUUCAAGCUUUGUCAAAAGAAUUUUGAUAAAUUAUGGAAUUUAAUGAAUAAAAUCACAGCCGACGAUGUAAAUUUAAAUAAGCAAGUUCUUGAUUUCAUACAAAUACAAGCUGCCCCAAUGUGUGUUAUUGACAUAUUUGAAAAUAAAGAUUUGACUAUUUCAAUUUUUAUAUUGAAACAUGGAGUUACAAUGCCAAUGCAUGAUCAUCCUGGAAUGCAUGGCUUUUUAAAGGUAAUUAGUGGUGCAGUUCAAUUGAACAGUUAUACUUUGAAUACAAGUGAUGAUCAUAUAAUCAAAUUAAAUAAAGAAAUAGCAGCAUUCAGACAUCGACCAAUAUAUGUACACAAUAGUUCACCUGCUUGCAUUCUUACACCAAGAGAAAAAAAUUUACAUGAAAUUUCAUGUAUCGAAGGACCUGCUGCAUUCUUGGACAUACUUAGUCCACCUUAUGAUGUAGAUGAUUGUGGAAAGGGUCCACGUCCAUGUACCUUUUUCAAAGCUAUAAGUUCUAAAUUAUGUACAGAUUUACCAGAUGUAAUUGAAGAAGUAAAGCUAUUAGUUUUCGAAGGUCUACCAGAUUUCAAUUCUGCAAGUCUUAAGUACACAGGACCACCGUUAAUGUGACGUGAAU